ACAUCGUUUUAACGCAUUCCAGUAACGACGUGCACUUCAUUUCAUAAGCACGUUAUUCGUCUGUUAGUGUUAAGGCAAUUGUUUGGUUGCGUUCCUCACGUGAUUGAUUAUUAUCAAGGAUUGAAUCGAUAUGGAUAACCAAUGCUGGAAACUGACCAAGAUCCCACCAGAAAUCAUGUUAUCGGACCUCACUGAAAUGCCAUUUAUAAAACUCGGAGAUUUUAAACUCGAGUUCGAGUUAGAUUCUCCUAAUCCAGAAAUGCAAGAAGUAGCCAGGAAGGAAUUGAGAGAGUCUCCUGAGAUGCAAAAACAAUCGAUAGCACGCCUGCAAGAAUUAUUAAAAGCUGAAAAAGAUCUGAAAUGCCCGUUGAAUAAUGAAGCCUGGAUGAUUAGGUUUCUGAGGCCGUGCAAGUAUUAUCCCGAAUCGUCUCUCGAGCUCAUCAAACACUAUUAUAACUUCAAAGUGAAACAUGCAAAUGUGUACGACAACUUAAAGCCGAGUAGAGAGAAAAAUGUCUUCGAGCAAAAUAUCCUAACCGUGCUACCUAAUCGCGAUCAGCACGGCCGACGUAUACUGAUAAUUGAACUCGGCAAGAAAUGGAAGCAUAACAAGUGCAGCCUCGACGAAGUCUAUAAAGGAUGUGUAUUGUAUUUGGAAGCGGCCAUGCUGGAGCCGAGCACACAGAUUGCUGGCGCAAUUGUCGUCUUUGACAUGGAUGGUCUCACACUCCAACAAACCUGGCAGUUUACUCCGCCGUUUGCUAAGAGGAUAGUCGAUUUGCUUCAGGAGGCAAUGCCUGUGAGGGUAAAAAACAUACACAUUGUGAACCAACCGUAUAUAUUCAACAUGGUGUUCGCUCUAUUCAAACCGUUCCUGAAAGAGAAGUUGAAAAGCAGAAUAAUCUUUCACGGUACCGACCGCAAAUCAUUGCAUCAAUACAUUUCGCCGAAAUGUCUACCAGCGCAAUACGGUGGCACGCUGGAAAUAAGAACGAUAAAGGGACCCGAAUGGUACUCCUUGCUAAUACAGGUCGACAAGGAAUAUGAAGCUAUCAGUUCGUAUGGCUAUAAAAAGACAUAAUUUCUCAAUUGCUAAUUUUGUAACAUUAAAAAAUAGAUAUUUGGGUUAAAUACGAAGAAACAAUUAUAAAGCGCGACAUUUCCGAGGAAAAAUAUUGGAUUUAAUAUCAAUUACGACAAUCAUAGAUCGUUCUUAUAUGUAUGAGUAUAUUCACUCCUCGAAAUAUUGUUUUCACGAAGUCUUGCUCACUUUGUAAAUUUAUUUAUAACAUAUAUAUUAUAGUACAGCCUUUUAAUUUUCACACGGAAUGC
Molecule: messenger RNA, 1332 nt
Organism: Mycetomoellerius zeteki
Lineage: Eukaryota; Metazoa; Arthropoda; Insecta; Hymenoptera; Formicidae
Product: alpha-tocopherol transfer protein-like
Exons: 5
Coding region: 131-1081 (316 amino acids)
Cellular component (GO): membrane
Molecular function (GO): phosphatidylinositol bisphosphate binding
Source: RefSeq, a predicted model, not a curated record